AUGCAAAUGAUCGACGGGGCUCGCGAGCUGCUGCGGCAAAGCGUAAUGACGCUGCAGUCGGAGAUGUGCAGCGGAAGUCGACUGUUGUGGAAGAAGUGGAUAAGACUGGAGCAGAAAUACGGCGACAAGUCUUCGCUGCGGACGGUGGUGGAGCUGAGGGCGCUGCAGCGGCUGGGCCUUGGCCCGGAAGCAGCAGCUUGCUGCUUGGAGGACAGGGAGCAGCAAACAGAGAAUCCUGCUGCUGAUGCUGCUGCUGCUGCUGCUGUUGCUGUUGCUGCUGCUGCGGAGUCCGAAGCCACCUGCUGCUUCUCCCCCAACAAAGCUGCAGCAGAUCUGGACCCCGCGGAAGUCGCAGCAGCAAAAUUCAAAAUCAGAAAAAGGGCAGGGUUGAUGUAG
Messenger RNA from Eimeria tenella, 396 nucleotides. RefSeq lists its product as uncharacterized. Lineage: Eukaryota; Apicomplexa; Conoidasida; Eucoccidiorida; Eimeriidae. The record is from RefSeq and is a predicted model, not a curated record. The transcript has 4 exons. The coding region runs from base 1 to 396 and encodes 131 amino acids.